This is a messenger RNA of Nylanderia fulva, 1297 nucleotides long. Its product is annotated as serine protease inhibitor dipetalogastin-like. NCBI's taxonomy places the organism in Eukaryota, Metazoa, Arthropoda, Insecta, Hymenoptera, Formicidae. The record is from RefSeq and is a predicted model, not a curated record. Gene Ontology annotation, molecular function: protein binding; serine-type endopeptidase inhibitor activity.
GCGCGAUCAGGCCCAGUCGAGCGCGAGAUCUUUCACAGCUGAAACUGCAUAUUCGAAUGCAGCUAUGUCGUCUUCCGGUGUGCAUUACGUUCUUCUUCUUCUUCUAGGAAUCGGGAUGUGUAUUAAAGCAGGACUUGCGCUUAGAUUGGAAGAUAAGGUGGCUCUAUAUCAAAAUUGUACGAUUUUCGAUAAUCCGGAUAUGUAUGGUGGCCCCAUAUGCGGUGAAAAUAGUGUCACAUACUCCAAUAGUUUAUACCUAGAUUGCAAAAAUCAUCACAGCCGCGACACUGUUGCUACGUUGCAUUCCGGUCCGUGCUUGGAAAAUGAGAAAUAUUGCACCGUCGAGAUACAUUACGAGCCGGUUUGCGGAUCGGAUGGCAAAAUUUACACAAGCAUGCAAUCGCUUCUAUGCGUUCGUCAGAAACAAUCAAAAGAUUUGACAUCCGUGUCGAUGGCGAACUGUCGACAGGACGAUCAUUGUUAUCGAGAUGGGACGGAACAUUACGGGAUGAAUCCGAUUUGCGCCAAUAAUGGGUUCACAUAUCAGAACGCGGCGCAGCUCAAGUGCCUGCAACGAUAUAACCCUGAAUUGCAAAUUAUUCACGACGGUGGUUGUCGCGUGGAAUUCGUUCACCAGCUUUACAAUGCGGCGGUUUGUGACAUCGCGAAAGUGAGAUAUGAAUGGAAUCCGGUUUGCGCAUCGGAUGGAGUUACUUAUUCAAAUCCUUUUCUCUUUCUCUGCCAUCACCCACAUCUAAAUGUAAUUUCCAACGGAGAGUGCGACACGCAUAGCCACGAUUCUUGCGUAGAAGCGCACACAAAUAUGACGAUUUUGCCAAACGGCGAGUACGUGAACGAAGCCUUUACCGAGGAUGAUGAGGUUUGCGGAAACGACGGUCGCACGUACCAAAGCGAACAUCAUUUGCAAUGCCACACACGUCACGACAAAUACCUGUUUUUAAAGCAUCAUGGUCCCUGUUCCGGACCGGAUGAUCAUCCCUGCGGAUCGAUACCGGAAGAGGAUCACAGACGACCAGUAUGCGGAACCAACGGCAGGUCCUACGUGAGUCCGGAAGCUCUCUGGUGCGCCAAAUUACGUUCCCCGGCGGAAGAUAUUGCUUACAAGCACGAUGGUCCCUGCUGACGAAGAUGUUAUGAGAUAUUUUGUAGAAAACUAUUCAAUCAUUAUUUCGCUUCCGCCUCAUCUAGAAGUCAGAAACAAAAACUCUUUCAAAGCGGUUUCGAGAUGAAAUAAAAAAUAAAUAGGAUAACAAUUUUUCUAUAAAAUAUUAAUUGU